AUGGACGCGCCCUCGACAAACCCCAUCAACCCUGCUGCCCUUCCCCGUCAGCGCUCCUCCCCCGCCAACGACCACGCUCAGUCUCCGCCCCCCAUGGCCCAGCAACAACCAUACCCCUACCCCGUCCAGCAACAGCAGCCUGCAUGGCAGCCCUCCCAGCCCCAGUUCUACCCCCAGUUCUAUCAAAAUCCCCAUCAGCAGCCCUACCCGAUCCACCCACACCAAGCUCAUCCCCAGCAGGGCCAGAUGCAGUACUACGAUCCUGCCAAUGCCCAGCUCGCCCAGUGGGCAUACCAGCAGAUGAUGUUCCAGCAGGCCCACCAAAUGUCCCAGAUGUCCCCCAUGCCUGCCCAGCGCGCUCGCAGCGGCUCCACCGGCUCCCCAGAUUACUUCGCCCAGGGCCAGAUGGCCAACUUCAGCCCGUUUCCCAGCGGCACCCCUCCCCCGCCCCAUCCGUCUCACCUCCCCAUGGGUUAUCAGCCCCAGCCUGACCAGAACGGGCAACAUGGCGGCUAUCAUCCCUACCGUCGUCCUCAGAGGCAAGGCUCGUCCAACCAGGACGCCGACUGGCGCUCUCCACCACAGCCCAGCGGCUCCUUCAAGCCACCGUACGCCCAGGUCGACGCCGCCGGCUCCUCCACCUCCGUCAACUCUGGUUCCUCCCACUCGGGCAGUCACAGGCAACGCGCGAACAGCAAUCAAGGAUCAGGUCACAACAGCCCCGCCCCCACCCCCGCCGCCCAUGUUCAUCCCAAGCAGAGCAGCAGUAGAUCAACAACGUCCAAUCCCGCGCCGCCGCCCUCGUCUAACGGUUCGUCCCAACGCGUCCACCAGCGCACCGGCUCUUCUUCCUCCAACGCUUCCUCGGCUCGCUCACAACCCCCCGCUGCUGCUGCCGCCACUAUCUCGCCACCGCCGACGCAAAUCAACCUGCGCAAACCGUCGCCCUUAUCUCAGGGUACAUUCACCGCUGCCGAGAAACGGAUGUCACGAGACGACAGUGAUCUGGCUGCGAUGAUGGAGCCUACUGCUGUCGGACCCCGCAGCGGCCUCAAGGGCCGCCUGCGCCGCGCGCUUUCGCUUAACGCCAACAACACCCUUCACGAGGAGGACGAGGAGAACGCGACGUCGCGGCAUGGUGCCCCGCGGCCGAGCACCAGUUCAGGCGCGACGCUCCCGAUGGACGAUGGGGACUCCACUGCCACGGUGCAGAAAAAGAAGUCCCGCUCGCUCUUCAACAACAAGUUCAACCGCUCGACGGACAACAUCUCCCUAUCGUCGACGAUGUCGUCCGCUUCCAUGGUCAUUCGGAAGCUCGGAUCCAUCGGGAAGCUUGCGCGCCGGAACUCGCUCGCUGGGAUCACGUCCCUGUUCAAGGACAAGAAUAAGGACGGCGAUGAGGAAGGUUCUGGGAAGAAGAGCAAGAAGAAGAAGGGCGAGAAGGGCGCCGCCGCCGAGGCCAGCGUCUCGCACGUUACCGCCGAGCUCGACCGUUCCGACUGGACCGCCAGCCCGGACAUGGUGGGCCUCAGUCCGGCCGCGCGUCUUGCGCGGCAGCACACCCUCAAGACCAAUGCGGAGGCCGCGGCGAAGGCGAAGGCUGAGGCGGAGCGGGUGGCAGCGGAGACGGCAGGCGGCCCGGUGCCGACCACAUGGGAGAAGAACACGACUAACAGGCAGAAUGACAAUCUGCCGGGGCGGGUCGGAGGGCCGUCGCGUGUGAACGAGGACGGCAUGCGGGUCGUUGUCGAGCACGACGACUCGGACAGUGGUAGCGACGAGCAAGACCAUGCGCAUAACUACAGCCACGUCGAGGGAUGGGAGGACGAUGAGGAAUGGGGAGAGGGCCACGAUGACGAGGAUAUGACGAUCCGUCAAGCACUGGACGGCGCCAGCCUAGAAGAGGACGACCCGGAGAUGGAGCCCUGGGCCCUCAACCUGCGCAGGAGUGUCGAACGGACACGCAAGCCUGCGAAGGGCAUUCUGAAAAAGCCCGUCGACGGCUCAGAAUACACUCAGGAUACGUAUCUCCCUCCCAACCCGGCGUUCACCCGGGCGCGGGCCAACUCUUACGACUCGGCCCAGCCUUCUGGCGAGGCCUCGCACCCCUCGCAUCUCCCGGGGUCGGACCCGGACCAGAUCGACGGGCUCGCAAAGUCUCACGGAUCGGCCAACGGCCACUCGCCUGCGGAACCAGGACCGUUCCUGCCUCAGCUCUCAUUUGACAGCAACGGGAUCAACCUGGAUUCGCCCGUCAAGCACGAGGUCGCCGAGCCCGCGCCGAUCGUCGCCACGGAGAAGACGUCGCUUUUCAGCCUCCCGAACUCGUCCGCGCCCGCGCUGUCCAAGUUUUCGAGCUCGACGGCGCCGACGCUCACGCAUCGGUCGGCGACGGCGCCCGCGAAGCGACUCGUGUUCGCCGCGAACUUGUCCGUGUAUGACACCUUCCCCGCGACGGUGUACGACCGUCGGAGCGAGCCCGCGACAUGGAGUAGGCUGACGCCCGCGCUGGCGCAACGGAUCAAGGAGGAGCUCAACUCGUACAAGAUGGAGGAGAUGGAGGUGCACGCUAACAGCCGCGUACAGUGCGUUGUUCCCUUUUUUCUGUCUCCUCGCCGUUUCUGA
Messenger RNA from Epithele typhae, 2625 nucleotides. RefSeq lists its product as uncharacterized. The transcript is spliced from 2 exons. Gene Ontology annotation, molecular function: actin binding. Bases 1 to 2625 code for a protein of 874 amino acids. Lineage: Eukaryota; Fungi; Basidiomycota; Agaricomycetes; Polyporales; Epitheliaceae. The record is from RefSeq and is a predicted model, not a curated record. Gene Ontology annotation, biological process: actin cytoskeleton organization.